Molecule: messenger RNA, 5856 nt
Organism: Saxophila tyrrhenica
Lineage: Eukaryota; Fungi; Ascomycota; Dothideomycetes; Mycosphaerellales; Extremaceae
Gene: SEC16
Product: vesicle coat component
Exons: 2
Coding region: 1-5856 (1951 amino acids)
Biological process (GO): Golgi organization; autophagy; COPII vesicle coat assembly
Cellular component (GO): ER to Golgi transport vesicle membrane; endoplasmic reticulum exit site
Source: RefSeq, a predicted model, not a curated record
AUGGAGGUACAACAACAGCACGGUAGGGAGGACUUUUCAGGCGUCACCGACGACGACCGAACCGCGACACAUUUACCCGGAUCGCAACCUGAGGGAAACGCCUCAUGGAACCCGGCACUGAGACGCGAUAGCGAUGUGCCUAUGCCAGAGUUCAAUCAGCAGGAUGAAGAUGACGACUUCUUCGACCGAUAUUCCGGCGCGACCCCGAAGAAGCAGGGGCAGCAGCAGCCGAUAGAACAAGAGCAGAGCCCGCUUCGAGGGGUGGAGGCGGCGGAGAUGGACGAGCCACUAUCGCCGAUGCGGAGGAAGAGUAUAUCUGUGCUCUCGGUAAUAGAUGUGCAGGAGGACGACGCGACACCGGAGGAGCUGAGCCGAACGCCUUCACACCAUGUCGAAGUUAGUGGCUCGUUCCGAAGAGGGGCUGAUAGCUUUGAGGAAGAGGAUGACGAGGCGCUACCAAGGCCGGAGAGCAAGGACGAGGAGAAGGAGAUUCUAGAUCCUUUGGAGUCCAUGGCAGAGCAGAGGGUCGCACUCGAGGAGACAAUGCCUGAGACGGAAGCGCCGAAUGGAGAUGUGGAGGCGGGCGGUGCGGGAGAGAGGGACAACGCGGAAAUGGAGCGCAUCAUGAGCAGCCCGUCCGAGCAUUACGAGCACCAAGGCGAAGUCACGGCAAUGGAGGAGGCUAUCGAGCCCAGCGCAGACGCGCCUCUGAUCGAUGACGAGGAACCCUUGCCUACACCUGGGCUGGUGAGCAGGGAGCCCACAUUCCCGGUCCAGAAUACGGAGGACGAGGAGAAGCUGGAGUUUGACGGUGCAGCUUCACCGCGACAUCCUCAACUCAAGUCUGUGGCAGCGCCCCCAAAGAUCGACCGAUCCUUUACCUCGAACUUCUCAGACUCACCAGUCGUGCCGAAGCAGCCGCAAGAGCAGAGUAUACCGAAUGAUUGGCCUUCUGCGGGCGAUGACAGGACGUUUGGAGAAUUGCUAGAUCAUGAGAGCCAGCAGCAACCAAUACCGGCGGACGGAGAAGCUCUAGAGCAAAUAGCGGCAGAAGAGUCAGCGCAGGUGGCUUCUCUAGAUGACGAUGAGCUUCUUCCUGAAGAAGAGGGCGAGGUCAAGGAGGAGGAUCUGGCCGCAGCGUGGGGAGAGGUUCUAGAUGAUGACGAGCUACUCUUGGAGGACACGCCCACAGAUGGAGGUGUUGACCCGAGCUCGUUCUUCGGUGGAGGAGACGAUGACGAUGGCUUUUUACAGGAUGAGCCAGCGCCGGCACCCUCAGCUCCGCAGCAUCAGCGAGGAGCAUCGCAACCCAACGCCUACCAGGCUCCACAACAGCGGCCACAGUACACUUCAUCAAAGACUACGCAGAUUUUUGGUGGUCAACAUGGCCGCUCAGCGGGCACACCGUCAACAGGUCUAGACGAUAUCUACACUAUUGCCGGCUCAGUCCAGCAACCUCCUCAGUACGGGCAAGCUCAACAGCCCCUGCAACGACCCGCGAUGAACCAGGCCCAAAGUUUCGUCGAUAAAGCGAAGGGUGGAUAUCAGUCUCCUUACGAUCUACCUAUGGAGGUAGUCAAGCCCAGACGGAGACCGCAGCAGACGCCGCAUCAAUCGCAGCAGAAUGUCUCGGGUUCGGCUCCUGCGCCUCCUCCACGGACUAGCAGCAUGUCGUCUUCGUUCCAGCCUGGCCAACCGCAAGCACUCCCGUCAAGAAAUGUGACUGGUAGCGUAGGCAGCCUCUCUCCUCCGCAGUCGAGUGGUUCUACCACCGCAGGUCAACCAGCUGGCGCACUACCGCAAGGGCGAGCAACAGGUACGCCGAAGCAGGGCAGCAGCGGUUUCUUCGAGGACCUGCCCAUGACUGCGAAGCCCAGAGCCAGACCGACCGGUGCGUACACGCCACAACAGCAGCAAGGUGGUGUGCCAGGCAUGCCAACACCGCCGCCUUCGAUGGGUCCGCCUUCGUUGGCUGGGUCAAGACAGAACACUGGUUACAUGCCGCAGCAGAUGCAGCAACAGCAGGCGAACUUGCCUCAGACCCCACCAGUGCAGCAACAACAGCCUCCGGUUUAUGCUGGGCUGAGAAAGCCGGAGCAGAUGGAUUUGCUGCCGCAACAACCAGUACAAGCACCAGCACAAGGGUUGCAGCCUCAACCUGGUCAGAUGCCUCCGGUGCAGAAGACGAGAUAUUCUCCGAAUCCGCAACAACAGCAACCAGUGUCUGCCGCUGGAUCGUCUUCGCUGUCAACACCACCUGCUCCGCCCGCAGCCUCCGGACGAUACUCUCCAGCACCAGCAUCUACGCAAGCUGCUCAGGUUCCGUCAGCUGCACCAGCAAGAUACUCGCCAGCGCCACAGUCAAUGCCAGCCCCAGCGCAAGCUAAGCCAAGGAACCCAUCCGUGCCGAGCAACGUCCACCAAUUUGCACCACGAACGAGUAGUCCGCUCGCCGGGUUGAAUCUGGACAAACCGCUCCCCAGCUCUCCCCCUCGAGCAAGUGUGCAACAGCAUCCACAGCAGCAGCAGAUGACGCCUCCCGAGCAGCCGCCGCCUUCUAGGUAUGCUCCAUCGACUGACGCUGUCAUGCAGCAUCCUGGCAUGGUACAGCCACCGAUGAACUUCUCGCCGCCUACUCAGCGGCCACGAACGCAGAGUCCGGAUGCUGCGAUGAAGAGGCCGAGAGUGCUGCAGGAGAUGGGAAGACCGAGCUCUUCAGCUGGCGUUGGACGAAUGCCUCAGCAGCAACCACAGCAAGCGGCUCUGCCUACAAGGUCUGGACUUCCACAUCGCCGACAGUUCUCGCGUGACCUCACCUUCGCCGCACCGCAAGACGAGCGCAGUCAGGAUCCUUUGCAACGAUGGAAAGGCUACCCGAUCUUCAAGUGGAGCGCUUCAGGCACUGUCCUCUCCACCUCCCCCAAGCAAACGCCCUUCUACGCCGCAGGCCAAGGCAUGCCCUCCGUCAAAUGCACACCCGGCCCCAUCACCAUCCAAGACGCCACCACCUUCAUGCCCCUCGACGACCGCACCGCCAAAUUUCCCGGUCCCCUCACAGCACGCAGCAAGCGCCAAAAGAAAGACUUGCUCGCCUGGCUCGAGACGAAAAUCUCCGACCUCGACCGCCAGACCGAGAGCGUCAUGCUCCACCCCACCCUCGACCCCACCACCCGGAAACGCACCGAAGAGAAACUCCUCCUCUGGCGCCUCCUCCGCGUCUUCGUCUCCCACGACGGCGUCCUCGAAGGCACCCCCGCCCUUGAAGCCGAAUCCCGCGCCAUCCUCCUCCCCAACCUCGCACAGAUGGCGCAAGUCGCUGAUCUCCAAUCCCCCGGCUCCGCGGCCGCUGCCGCAGACCCAGUGGACAAGAAGGUCCUGUUCCAGAUUCGGCAGGCGCUUCUCGAGGGCCAACGCGAGAGGGCGGUCUGGCUCGCUGAGGAGAAGAAGUUGUGGGGUCAUGCGAUGCUGAUCGCUUCGACGCUGGGUCCGGAGAGUUGGAAGCAGAUCGUGCAGUCUUUCGUGCGGAGCCAGGUCAAGAGCGUGGGCGCUGAUGCCAGGAGCACGGCGGCGCUGUAUCAGGUUUUCGCGGGGAACAGCGAGGAGUGCGUCGAUGAGCUCGUGCCGCCGAGCGCGAGAGCGGGGUUUCAGUUUAUUGGGGUCGAGGAUAAGAGGGCCGGAGGCGAUCCGUUGGAGGGCUUAGAUCAGUGGCGGGAGACUGUGGGCUUGGUGGUGGGCAAUCGGACGGCGAAUGAUGUGCAGAGUCUGCUUGCGCUGGGUAAGUUGCUGCAGGGUUAUGGGAGGGUGGAGGCGGCGGGUGUGUGUUGGCUGUUUGCACGGCAGAGCGUUAAGUUGUCCGGGCAGGAUGAGGAGGGCGUGGAUGCUGUGUUGAUUGGGGGCAAUCAUUCGGUGAAAGAUGAGGAGGGGGUGUUGGGACCGGAUCUGGAUGCGGUGCUGGCGACGGAGGUGUACGAGUACGCUUCUUCGCUGUCUGCGCAGGCGAACUCGGCGCCGUAUCUGCCGCAUUUGCAGGCUUAUAAGCUCAUCCACGCGCAGAACCUGGCGGCUUCCGGGCUCAAGACCAAAGCACAAGUUUACUGCGACGCCAUCACGUCGGCUUACACCUCUACGACACGGCCAUCGCCUUACUACCAUCCGACUUUCACCUCCGCGGUUGCGGAGUUUAGCGCUUUCCUCGCGCAGACGCCGCAUGAUGGCAAGGCGGGCUUCUUCUCUAAGCCGGCGAUGAACAAAGUCUCGUCUGGCGCUGCGAGCUGGUUCAGCAAGUUCGUCGCUGGAGAUGAGGACUCCGAGUCUAAUGCCAGCGGCCAUGGAAGCGAAGGCGGAGCAGGGCCAUUUGGCGGCGUCAGUGGAGAGUCCCCGGAUCUGUCGCGCACAGGCAGCGGGACAGAACUCUACAACCCUGCCAUGGGCGCUGGCAUGCCCAUCCCAACCUCCACCGUGCCCCAACAGCCAGCAUUCGCGCCCAGCAGCGGACCGAGUCGCUACGCCCCGUCCAGCCAAGGCAGCCAGUUCACCUCCGGAAGCCUCGGAGCAACAGCGAAAUAUGCACCACCAGGCCAGCACUCCUUCGCCGCCCACGGCUUCCCCGCCGCAGAACCCCAGCGUCCUGGAUCCGCGCGCUACGCGCCUGCGCCUUCGAGUAAUAGUCUUGGGGUUCCAAGACCGGAAGCCAUGCGUAGAGGAUCGGAAAACAGUCUGCCCUACGCUCCUGCUUCGAGGCGAGGGUCAGCGCAGGAUACGAGCUCCGUGGGGAGCUAUGAGCCCCGUCCGCUUUUGGCGGAUGAGGGGUCGAUGUAUAGUUACUCCCCCGCCCCCUCGCCGCUCGUGCAAGCGCAGCAGGCGCCUGCGGUGCAGGAACCAGAGAGCGCACCCUUAGACGCCCCCAGCGGCACGUUCACCGCACAGGAACCAGAACUCGAUCCCGAAGACGGCAGCGGCGGUGGUGGCUACGCUCCUCCAACGUCAGGAGGCUACGAACCACCGAGUUAUUCGACCUACCAACCUUACGAACCCGACCCGGAAUCCCCCUCCGAUACCGCCAACCCCGCGCCAAAGAAAAUGCGCCUCCCCGGCGAGGACUCCGACGACGAGAUGCACGAGCUUACGCGCCGCGCCGCCGCCUUGAAAAAGUCCCAAGCGGAUCGCGCCGCAGACGAAGCUUUCCGCAAAGCCGCCGAAGCCGACGCCGCGCGGGACAGCAAAUCGAACAACAGAGACAGUUUGUCGGGCGAGCAGAAGAAAGGCUGGCUCACCGGCUGGUUUGGAGGGAAGAAAGAGGGGACUGCGUCCCCGGGGCCGAUCAAGGCGAAGCUCGGCGAGGAGAAUUCGUUCUACUAUGACGAGAAUCUGAAGAAAUGGGUUAAUAAGAAGGGUGGAGCGGAAGCCGCGGCGCCUGUGAGUGCGACGCCGCCGCCGCCUAAGGGGAUGAGUCGGGGACCCUCUGGGAUGGGCGGCAGUGGAAGUGGGCCACCGUCGAGGGUGGGGAGUAUGGGACCCCCGCCGCCGAGGCCGGGAACGAGUGGCACGAAUGCUUCUGGGAGCGGUGUUCCUGGGUCUGGACCGCCGAGCAGGAGUGCUACGCCUGCUUCUGACGCCGGAGGCGCCGCUGGACCAGUUGGAGCGGUGAACGGUGACACAGCAGCGGCGUCAGCGGUUCCUCCGUCCAUGGCUGCGCCCCCGAUGCGACCGAGCAGCAGUCUGAGCACGGCGAGUAGUAUCGACGACCUUCUAGCUGGAGGCCCGCCGGGCGCUGGGGGCAGGAAGGCGGGGACGGUGAAGAAGAAGAAGGGGGGGAGUCGUUACCUCCCAGACGCAACCGUAGACGAUGGAGGGUAG